Purpureocillium lilacinum is the source of this 1392-nucleotide messenger RNA. RefSeq lists its product as uncharacterized. Lineage: Eukaryota; Fungi; Ascomycota; Sordariomycetes; Hypocreales; Ophiocordycipitaceae. The record is from RefSeq and is a predicted model, not a curated record.
AUGCGCGACGACGAGCGAUACCCCACGGCGGUUGUCACCGACAACUAUGCCUCGGGCCUGGAGGUCGCGGACCAGCAGCACGUCGACCCCCAUGGGCGCGACAAGCUGACGCCGGAGGAGGUGCCCAAGGACGACGUCGACAAGCAGGCGUACCACGCAGACAAGGAGGCCGUCGGGCCAGCAACAGGUGGUGCGGCUCCGGCGAGGACGUGCUGCGGCCUGAAGCGGCGGACGUUUCUCAUCGUCGUGGCUGUCGCGGCAGUCAUUGUCAUCGGAGCCGUGGUGGGAGGCGUCGUCGGCGGUCUGCGCGCGAACAAGGACAGCGACGUCAACACCAGCUCCGGCUCGGGCCCCGGCUCGGACUCGGACGCGCCACAGCCGACCUGGACGGGCACCGGCCCGGCCCCGAUACCCACGGGUCCGAUCCAGCCCAGCCAGCGCUCCCUGGCCGUCUCCGCGUCCGCCGACAACGAGACGCAGGAGCUGCAGCUCUUCUACCAGGACCUGGGCACAACAGACGUUCUCCUCCGGCGGAUACGCAACGACGAGGCACGAACAGAGCACAAGCUCAACCUCACCAUCCCGCCAGACUGGGGCACCUCCCUCGCCGCCGCCGCAGUCAACGGCACCGGCACCGGCUCCGGCUCCUCCACCACAGACCCCGUAUCGACGCAGCUCUUCUACAUCUCCAGCGCGGGCCGCGCCAACGCCAGCGUCGUGCAGGCGACGCUCGAGUGCCCGCCCCGGGGCGAAACCUGCGCGACGCGCUCCAACACCGUCGUGUCGGCCAACGUGACGGGCCACCGCGUCAACGCCCGGACGCGGCUCGCGGCGCUGCGCACCGGCGGCGGCGACGGCGGCAUCCUGCGCGUGUACUACCAGGCCGAGGACGGGAGCCUGUCGGUGCUCAACGGCGACAGGGCGGCGAGCAGCGGGUGGACGACGACGCUGGUUCGCACGGGCGUGUACAUGAGCUCGGCGAUUGUGGCGCACGGGCCGGACAAGGACGACUUGAGCUUGUAUUACAUCAACAGCACGAACCAGCUGCAGUUUCUCGAGUAUAGCGACAUACUCGGGCCGAACCGCGCGGAACCCGUCAAGACGGCCCCCGGCUCGGCGUGGGACCCCUCCGUGUCUAUGGCCGGCGUCUUCGUGCCGGGCCUCAGCCCGCGGCGCCUCUUCUACGCGCAGCCCUCCAACGGCACCAUGGUCGCCUACUACAAGCCCGGGGCCGACUUCCGCUCCAGCACCGACCCCAACUGGGGCACCGUCGACGGCGGGCUGGCCGCCGCCGCCUGGGCCCGCCAGACCCGCGUCUACUACUUCCAGGGCAAGGACCUCGUCGUGUCGGUGCAGAACGUGACGGGCUGGGAGAAGCCCAAGGUGCUCUAG